CGAUAAUUCACAGAGGCAGUUAUCAUAACUAACUACAGCAUAUUUAUGGCGCUGAACAUCAACAAUGAUCUGCGAAAGAUAAUCUAGAUCUUCCAUCCUGACGCUCAUCCGAGUCAUGGACUGUCAGUGAUCCCGGGGGCCGGAGUCCUAAGACUCAGUCCUUACAUGGUGAGUUAUUUUACAUAAGUUCACACCUUAGAUCUCCGCAAGGUUUCUUCCCCAUGCAUAGGUUUGAUGCUCUGCACUUCCCUACAUCAGAAGUGGACAAACUUCUGGCAUGACCUCUUCAUAUGGACUUGGGGUAUGUCAGUCCCGACUAGUCUCUUAUAGCAGUACGUAUGGGUUUGUACGAUGUCCUUUCACACCCCAUCAACUCUCUCCCACUGCUACCCAAAAUUUUCGCAAAACCACAGCAAGAUCAUAGUAUCCUCCCUUUGCACCCCGUAGGUACCCGCCACACGCGUUCUACGGAGCUUGAACUAGCACAAGCACAUACUAUGUCGCCAGAUCACCAAUUGACUUCGUCAACGGUCAUUAAGCAGUGGCAGAAAUCAGGGAGGCCAGUGCUUGCCAUUCUAUGCACUCUUUUGCACAUCAUUCUUGUCCUCCUCCACGUUGUUAUUCUUGUACUCAACAUUUCAGGUAUCGAGCACCGUUUGGUCGUCCCAUUGACAUCUGGCAACGAAAUCUGGGUCACUAUACUGAGUACAUCAUCACAGGCAUUUUAUGCGAUCUAUUGUACGAUACUCGUUUACUUGAUGCAACGGUUGACAUUCCUCAAGAACAUGAUGCGACGCCAGACGGUAACCGCUCUUCAUGACACGGUGAACGCAUGGAAAGGCCUCGGUUCUGCGUUGGAGUGUCUUUGGCAGCAAUCAACUAUCCCUGCAUCAAGGUGGAGCAUACUGUCCAUAACGGCCUAUCUUGCAUGUGUUUUUUCCCUUCACGUGGUUUCGUCGUCUAUCAUUCAGUUGCAAACAUUCAACUCAACCGUGGAUGCAUCCGCUACAAAAUUUUCUUACUGGCCUAGUCCAGGCGUAGAUAUGAUGGCAAUACAGUGGCACACCAUUAGUGCAUCGGUUCCUACGUUAGGCCGAUUCGCAAAUCUUCAGGGCAUGGGACUCUACGGUGCCACUCUAUACGAUAUCAUUCAGUCUACCGAUACACCUGGCCGCGCCAUCGUCAAUGCAUCUUCGUUCAGAGCGAAUUGCGGACUAGUUCGCAAUGCCAUGCUAAAUUACUCUCCUGAAAUUAAUGCUGACAGUUUCGGAUAUUUUACACUCAAUCCGCCAAUGCCAAACCUCAGUCAUACCGUGAAAUUUAGAGCUAGACUUGUGCAUCCUUAUUCAGAUGAGGUUGUGAUAAGUCCUACCAUCUCUUCGUUCUUUCCGGGACCGACUGUUGCUUUCAUAGUCUCGACUGCUGUGAACUCAAGCAAUUUACCUGGCGAUGAAACAGUUCAGCACGUGUAUUGGGAACAUCCUCGCGGGCCAGGGGUCUAUAUAAGUGAUCUUCAGUCUCCCCUGAUUUCUGACAUGUACGAUGUCCAUAUAGUGGCGUGCACUAUUGACGUUCAACCCCGUGCUGCCACUGUUGACGUACAAACCAAUCGACUACUAGAUCUUUCCCCGUCCCUUGAGUUGAAUGCUUCUGGUGAAUGGGAGGCAUGGUCAGUGCCGGAGGAAGAACCUAAAUGGGAUAUUUGGUCACCGCCAUCAGCAAGCGUAUUGCAUCAUGAAAAAUGGCUUGUCUCUCCUUUCGCGGGCGGGGCACAUCAUCCCGUUGGUCGGUGCAUGAAUCAGCAUCAAGCAUCAUGUUAUGGGUUCUCUCUUUUGGAGGUAUUUUUUAUGCAGGAGAUUGGAAUAGACGUCGUCUUUCGCGACCCAAAGUGGACUACAACCACUGUCCUAGUCGCCCCUCCAACAAUUCCAAAGCAAGUUUUAGGCAGCCGUGACCAAUUUGAAUCGGCUCUAUCAAGAGCAUAUGCUGCAGUUCUAUGGACAGGCGGACAGCUCGGUGCCGACGGCGGCGGGUUCGAUCGGAAAAAUGAAAAUACCACCAUUUCACAGCAGAUUCUGCAAUGGCACCUUGGUAUAAACUUAUGGCCCCUUGCAUUUGCGCUCACCUGCUCUCUGCUCAUGUUGGCGCUAUCAAUGCGCGUGACAAAUGGGAUGUAUGAGCGGAACUAUACAAUGCCUAUCAAUAGCGCUGGCAUUCUCCAAAUCAUGUGGCUUACUACGAACCGCUUCCGUGUAUUAAGAGACCUCGCGAGCGACGUCGAGGAUCCCCAAGAAGAUAUCCUUCGUGCAGCUGGGAUGGUCGAUGUGGACCUGCUACGAGAGUUGGAUGACGUGCAAGUAGGUGAUUGUUAACAGCUAUUCCCGUGUUCCACUGCAGGGCCGCCGUCAGCAACAAUAUGGGAGAGUUCGCUAGGAUACUUGUUGGCAGCUGUGCGAAGGAAAUAAGGAAGUUCAAGGAACGGCUUGAGGCGGGUAUUUUGCGAGAUUGAAAGGUGGUCCCAUGUGGAGAAGAGAGGAGACGGAGAGAGACCAGCAUGAUUGAGUGCGUUUUCAAUGAAUAAGACGGACUGUGUGACCAGGCCAUGUAUUUAUGAUAAAAUGUAAUCGGUUCUCAUGAUGAAAGUAAUGUAGAGCACACUGAAUGACAGUGGUGGGUUUGCUGCAACGUCUUGUUCUCGAAACAGCUGGUCUCUGCUAAGGCUCUGUUUUGAAAGACGCUGGAUUCAAUCAAUAUCAUGGAUGUUUGUCUACUACGCGCGUAGUGACACACG
Molecule: messenger RNA, 2791 nt
Organism: Suillus fuscotomentosus
Lineage: Eukaryota; Fungi; Basidiomycota; Agaricomycetes; Boletales; Suillaceae
Exons: 11
Coding region: 339-2372 (677 amino acids)
Source: RefSeq, a predicted model, not a curated record